Capsicum annuum is the source of this 361-nucleotide messenger RNA. Its product is annotated as glycine-rich cell wall structural protein-like. The transcript has a single exon. The record is from RefSeq and is a predicted model, not a curated record. NCBI's taxonomy places the organism in Eukaryota, Viridiplantae, Streptophyta, Magnoliopsida, Solanales, Solanaceae. The annotation marks the transcript as partial.
CUGGAGACCGAGGGAACUGGUCGUCGUUUGGGUGCUGCGGCUGCUAGCGACCGAGCGGCGGGUGCAGGCGGAGCUGCGGCUGGAGACCGAGCGGUGGCUGGAGACCAAAUCGGCGGCUGGAGACCGAGCGGCGGCUGGCUGGAGACCGAGGUGGGGGGGCUAGUGUACCCCCCCUGGGGCCGCGGGGGGGGACUGGACGGAGAGGGGGGUAUAAACGGGGGGGAGCGGAUUGGAACCGGAGGGCAGCGGGGAGCGGCGACGGGGGUCGGUGCCGGGGAUCGGAGGUCAGGGCCGGAGGUCGGGUCGGGUAGGCGCCGCAGGUCGGCAACAGCGACGGGGGCCGGGGACCGGGAGAGAGAGG